GACAGGCGUCGCGUGUCAGUGGUAACACGUGCGUACGCAGAGAGGGACCUGUUCUGGCAACAUGAAGCAUCCGAACAUCCUGCUCACAGGCACUCCUGGUGUUGGAAAAACCACUUUGGGCAAAGAGCUUGCUACGAGAACUGGGUUAAGUUAUGUCAGUGUCGGAGACCUCGCAAAGGAAGGUAACCUGUAUGAAGGAUAUGAUGAAGAAUAUGAUUGUCCUGUUCUUGAUGAAGACAGAGUGAUUGAUGAGUUGGAGGAUAAAAUGAGCGAAGGUGGAGUCAUAGUGGAUUAUCACGGUUGUGACUUCUUCCCGGAGCGUUGGUUCCAAAUCGUUUUUGUCCUGAGAACUGAUAAUGCCUUGUUAUAUGAGAGACUGGAGAGCCGGGGAUACAAAGAGAAGAAACUGCAGGACAAUGUGCAGUGCGAGAUUUUCCAGACGAUUUAUGAAGAAGCUGUGGAGUCGUAUCAACGUGAAAUAGUGCACCAGCUGCCCAGUAACUCACCAGAGGAUCUAGAACAAAAUCUGGAUCAGAUCACACAGUGGAUUCAGCAGUGGAUAAAGGAUAACAACUGAAAAUCAGACAAUUUACCAUUUACAUGAUCACAGGCCCCUCAAAAGUCUUGACAGGACACUUGCAUUCAAAUUCAACAAUUUGAGGAUUAGCAGUGUAGCUUUUUUCUGCAUUCACCCUUCUGUGUAAAUACUGUAAAGUGAGGCAAAUGCACUAUUUUCCAGAGAUUUCACACUGUUAUGCUGUAGCCUGUUAUAAUGCUUCUAAAAUCCAUCUGAUGGGGGAAAUUGGUUACAGUACAGAUGAGAUAUGACUGUACUCCAGAGACCAACCAGUUUGUCAUGGAGCACCAGUAUAGAUUCCAUAAUGUUCCCUGUGUAGGUUGCACAGUGGAGAAACAUACAACUAUUGAGAUGUCUCACUGCAGUCAUAAAGUGUUAGUUUUGAUGGAGCAACCAAAAAAAAGCAUUUAUUUUUACACCAGGAUGUAGGAGGUAAAGUGCUGAGCACUACGCAUGCUCGUGGCUGUCUGCUCUCCACGCCCGUGGCCAGUAUACACCUUCUGCAGCUAAAGGAUGGUGGCGGAGAAGCCAGCAGAGGCACGUGGUGACACAGCGCAUUCAUGUCGUUGUUGGCACUUCUGCCCCCCUCAUUCAGUUUGAUUGGAUGUAUUCUGACCGCUGUGGAGGUAUUUGGCAGCAGCCGUAGGGUAUGUGUUUUUUGUGAAUGCCUAAUUUGAUAAGCAAGGUUGUGUGUGUAAACAUUUAGAUGUCUCUUUCACCGCCAUUAUAUUUAAUAUUUGAUGAUGUCAUGAUGUCCAUGAUUAUGGUAAUAAGAUCUCAUUUUAUUAUGAGACUGAUAUUUUUGAAAGGUUAUUGCUAUAAAUAAUAUUGCUUAUGUACCUAUUUCCAAAAGUUUAUAGUUGCGCCUUUUUCCCUUUUCGAUGCCUGUGGUAUAUUUUCAUUAUUGUUGUGCGGGUGUCUGAUGGUCAAAUAUCCCAAACUCUUGGCCCAAACAUACACAUACAUAUUUGCCAAACAUUGUUUUGUGCACACUAUACAUCAUACUUCAUACAUCUUUGACCAUCAA
Molecule: messenger RNA, 1604 nt
Organism: Spea bombifrons (plains spadefoot toad)
Lineage: Eukaryota; Metazoa; Chordata; Amphibia; Anura; Pelobatidae
Gene: AK6
Product: adenylate kinase 6
Exons: 5
Coding region: 62-577 (171 amino acids)
Cellular component (GO): nucleus; cytoplasm
Molecular function (GO): ATP binding; AMP kinase activity; ATP hydrolysis activity
Source: RefSeq, a predicted model, not a curated record